AUGACUUCAAGCAAGCAGGUCAUUUCGCGGGUAGCAGGUGCAUACGCCCUCCUGCUGUUUCUCGGGUCGAGGAAUCAGAUUGGCCGUACGCUCUGGAUCCUCUUAAACCUCCGCGACACAUUGUGCGCGCUCAAGGAAGUGUAUCCGAAUGGACGUCGUAUUGGAGUUGUCACACGCCGGCGGCGUCUUCGAGCAGCACUGGCGGGUUGGAUCGUUCUGGUGUCGGUGCAGCCGAUAACAAUGACGGCGGACACCCUUCUCGUCUGGAUCCCAUUCUACUCGUCCAUCAAGAUGCUCAUUAUGUUGGCUCUCAUCUACUGGAGGGUCGAGUCCUCAGCUUUGCUCUUCCAGGCUAUCGUGGUGCCUUUCGUGCGGCGGUAUGAGAGGCAAAUCGACCUCACCCUGCUGCUCAUCGGCUCCACGGCCCUGUUCUUCUUUCACUUUCUGAUUGAACUGCCUUACCAGGCGGUAGUUGCACUGGUCAAGCGGCCCGCGCUUUCCGCACCACGGACGCCGGCACGCCAACGUCCCGCUUGGACAGUCGCCUAUCCGGCAACGCCUUCCCCCUCCCACUCUGUGUCUCACACCGAGCCAGAGCCCCCUCUCCUCAAAGAGGCGCCGCAAGCGCUUACACUAACGAGUUCGCCACGAUCUCCCUCUCGCCGGCCACGCGGACCUCGCGAGCACAAGGCCGACUCUGCAACGAGUCAUCAACCACGCGCUGCCACUGUUAAGAGUGCAGCUCCCUCAAACAAGCCGGGCCGCGUUAAGGCUGCAGCUCUGUCUUUCGAUUCCUCCUCUACCCUUGCCUCCACCAGCGACCGUGAACGCCCUCGAUCAGCGCUGAGUGAGCGCUCAAAGAGAGCUGUGGCCCCGCCCCGAGUCGACGAUACAGUUCGACCGCUGAAGGCGGCGCGGCCCUCCGAGAAGGUUUCAGACAAGCGACUGGUGCGGCCCAUUCGUUCCGGCAAGGCCGAGGACCAGCGCGACGUUGCUCACUCAGUUAAAGUGCGCUCAGCUCUGAAGCAUCUUCCACCUGCACCCUCACAUGAUCCGCGGCAACCGAUCGCGGGCCCUUCCCGGUCCUCUAAUUCUCAGACCAUGCCUCCCCGUUCAAUGUCGCAGGCAGAACCGAAGCGACCCACGCGUGGGCAAAAACGUGCUCGACCGGACGAGGAAGAGUACGAAGAAAGCGACGCAUCCACGCACCGCUCCUCCCAUGCCAUGUCCACCAGGAACACGCCUCGCAAGGCUAAAGGUUCGAAGGCUGCGACCGCAUCCGGUCCAGCGAAGCGUGCAACUGCUCCGCGGCAGCCGGCUACGCGCACCCGCGUUGCCGCCACAACGACGAAAGGCGACACGCCACGCGUCAAGCGCGCACGCCCAGGCAAGAAGUGA
This is a messenger RNA of Cutaneotrichosporon oleaginosum, 1398 nucleotides long. RefSeq lists its product as uncharacterized. Lineage: Eukaryota; Fungi; Basidiomycota; Tremellomycetes; Trichosporonales; Trichosporonaceae. The record is from RefSeq and is a predicted model, not a curated record.